Lichtheimia ornata is the source of this 933-nucleotide messenger RNA. RefSeq lists its product as uncharacterized. The coding region runs from base 1 to 933 and encodes 310 amino acids. Lineage: Eukaryota; Fungi; Mucoromycota; Mucoromycetes; Mucorales; Lichtheimiaceae. The transcript has a single exon. Gene Ontology annotation, molecular function: nucleic acid binding. The record is from RefSeq and is a predicted model, not a curated record. Gene Ontology annotation, biological process: DNA integration.
AUGAUUGGUUGCGAUGCGAUUGGACCUUUUGGCAAGGAACCUACAAACCAAGGAAAUCGGUACAUUUUGGUGGCUAUCGAUUAUCUUACACGUUGGCCCGUAGCUAAGGCAGUGCCAGAUAUCACGGAGACCACAACGGCGGAUUUUCUCUAUGAGCAGGUGGUGGUGAAUUAUGGCGUGCCAAACUAUAUCCUGACAGAUCGUGGCAGUAAUUUCACUUCGGGUUAUGUGCGCGAGUUUUUAAGGAAGAUGGAUUGCCGGCAUAUUACUACGACAGCGUAUCGGCCACAGGUGAACGGUUUAUGUGAGAGGAUGAAUGGCACUAUCACAUCAGCAUUGGCGAAGAUUGCACGUGAUCAUGAGGAUAUCCAUCAAUGGGACAAGUAUGUGACCUCGGCUUUAUUGGCAGCAAGAACAAUGGUGAAUGAAUCCACGAAGUAUAGUCCAGCGGUGCUUUUGUACGGUUAUGAAUUGAGGACACCCGCUAUUUGGCCUGCUCCACGAGAGGAUUUUGUUGAAGGAGAAUUGCAUUUGGAAGUGGCAAGUAGAAUUAAGGUGAUCCAGCAUUUGGUUGAUCAAGCAAGGAUUGAAGCACGUGAGCGAACCAAGGAACAGCAAAGGAAGGCUAAGAUGAGAUACGAUGCACAAGUACAUGAAAGACCAAGGUUUAUUGCUGGUGACAUGGUGCUUAUGCGUGACCAACGGCCUGCUGGGAAAUUGGAUGACAAGUGGAUUGGCCCGAUGACUAUUGUUAAGGCGAACGCUGGUGGAACUUAUUACUUACAUGGUCCAAACAAGCAGAGGUUGAAGGGUGCUGUUCAUGGUGACAACCUGGUUCCAUGGGUUGCAAGAACGAGUAUGAUCCCCGAUGUAAUGAUUCAGAAGGCAGACCAGCAGUUUCGUGCUUGGGUGGCUCGCCGAAACGCUUAUUGA